UUCUCUGAUUGGCUCCCGCCGCUGACUGGGAAUCCGGUCCUGGGCGGGAGUCGGGAAUCGCGACCGGGAAUCGCGACCGGCCCCGCGCCCCCAGGCCACCGCUGCCAUGUCAUCCGACGGCUCCGUGCCACGCGAGGAUGGGCAGGAGCUGAAGAGCGUGGUGAGCCGGGUGGCCAGCCUGGCCCUGGUGAGCUGCGCCUGCGGUGCCGUGUCCACGGCGUACAGCUCCACCAAGGAGAGCCACCCCUACGUGCGCUCCGUCUGCGAUGCUGCUGAGAAGGGGGUGAAGACACUGACGGCGGCGGCGGUCAGUGGGGCACAGCCCAUCCUCAGCAAGCUGGAGCCGCAGCUGUCCACCGCCAACGAGUACGCCUGCAAGGGGCUGGACAAGCUGGAGGAGAAGCUGCCCAUCCUGCAGCAGCCCCCGCAGCGGGUAACGUCCCCCCUGGGUGAGGCGGGGGGGUCCGGCGCUGGGCUCGGGGCUGGCGCGUGGCGUCCCUGUGCUGUCCCCUCCCAGGUGGCGGCAGGGACGCGGGCGCUGCUGUCCUGCACCGUGGGCCUGGCGCGUGGCGCGGUGCAGGGCGGCGUGGCCAGGACGUGCUCGGCGCUCAGCACCAUGGCGGGGUCCCGCGUGGGCCAGAUCCUGGCCUCGGGGGUGGACACGAUGCUGGGCAAGUCGGAGGAGCUGGUGGAGCGGUUCCUGCCCGGGACGGAUGAGGAGCCGGCGGCGGCAGGAGCAGAGGUGGCAGCGCUGGGGCAGCAGAGGCGGUGGCAGAGCUGCUUUGUCCGUGUGGGCUCGCUCUCGGCCAAGCUGCGGCACCGGGCGCUGCGGCGCUCGCUGGGGGAGCUGCAGCGGGCCCGGCACAGGGCCCAGCACGUCCUGGCCCAGCUCCACCGCGCCUUCGAGCUGAUCGAGCAGAUGCGGCAGGGCAUGGACGGGCCCCUGUACGGCACCCGGCAGCGCCUGCACCGCAUGUGGCUGGAGUGGAGCCAGCAGGAGGCUGUGCCCAUGGAGGAGAGCGAGGUGGAGGCGCGGACCCUGGCCAUGCUGCGGGGGCUCCUGCACCAGCUCCACGCCGCCUGCACCCGCCUGGCCGCCGGCAUCCGGGGCCUGCCCGGCAGCGUGCAGGAGACAGCGGGGCACGUCCGGCACAGCGUGGAGGGGGUCCAAGCGUCCCUGUCCCGCGCCUGCUCCCUCCAUGACCUCUCGGAGCUGGUGGUGGCGCAGGGCAGGGAGACGGUGCUGCGGGCGCAGCUGAGCAUCGACGAGAUGCUGGAGCACGUGGGCGAGCACGCGCCCCUGCCCUGGCUCGUGGGGCCCUUCGCCCCUGCCCUGGUCGAGUACCCGGAGGAUGCCCCCUUGGAGAUGGGCAAGUGGGAGGGCUGUGACACGGUGGAGGGGACGCACCACAUCCACAGCGCCCCACGGCUCAACCAGCGCUGAGCCCCCGGCACCUCAACCUGGGGCAGCACCCACGGCAGCGAACCCCAUCCCCGCUGGGGACGAGGCGGUGUGGACGCAGUGACGGGCGUGGGACCGGGGAUGCCGCACAUGGGGACUCGUGAGGGGAUGGCGGCACCCGGAGGAAGCAGCGUGUGCGGUGUCCCGGAGCACGGGGAGCAUCCGGAUGUCUUCUCUUAGCGGCUUCAACGCACUUUAAAGAAGUAAAACAACUUUUUAGGCCUUAAA
Messenger RNA from Neopsephotus bourkii (Bourke's parrot), 1690 nucleotides. Its product is annotated as perilipin-3-like. Gene Ontology annotation, biological process: lipid storage; positive regulation of triglyceride storage. Bases 107 to 1444 code for a protein of 445 amino acids. Gene Ontology annotation, cellular component: lipid droplet; cytosol. The record is from RefSeq and is a predicted model, not a curated record. The transcript has 7 exons. NCBI's taxonomy places the organism in Eukaryota, Metazoa, Chordata, Aves, Psittaciformes, Psittacidae.